AUGGACGAAAUACUGCCACACAUUCUAUUUCCUCGAGACGGCGAUGAUGGAGCAUCACGGGGACAACGUGCACUGGUGGUGACAGCCGUGCUAACUGCCAUUUCUAUCCUCGUGGUUGGCAUGCGGAUGUAUGCUAGGAUUGGCUUGCUGAAAAUGAUCGGUCGCGAAGAUUACACAAUUCUAUUUUCUCUGGUACUUGCCAUUGUCUACCUCGCUUUAGUAGCUGCCCAGGUGCAUUUUGGGCUCGGCACGCAUAAUUCUGCUCUUUCCGAUGAAGAAUUGAAACAACAAUUGAAGCGACUUUGGGCGGCCAUUCCUUUUUAUAAUGCCAGUCUCGCACUCACUAAAUUCUCGAUUCUUUUCCAAUAUCUCCGCAUCUUCCCCGACCGUCGAUUCCGUAUGGCUUGCUGGGUCGUGAUGGGCGUUGUCGCGUUGUACGGGACCUGGGCUGUUGUGAGUGCCUUCGUAAACUGUGUCCCCGUGGCCAAGUUCUGGGAUCGAACGAUCGCUGGCUCGUGUCUGAGCUUCGAGGCCGUUUGGUUCUUCAAUGCAUCAAUGAAUAUCGUCACCGACCUCACGCUCCUUAUCAUGCCGAUGCCUCUUCUCUCUCAACUACAGCUCCCGCGCCUACAAAAAUUUGCCCUCAUGGGUGUUUUCGCCAUCGGUGGGCUGGUGGUCAUAACCAGCAUCCUGCGACUUUCUAGUCUUCGCGCGGUCGCGAAAGAUCCCGACACAUCUUACAGCAACGUGGGCGCCUCGUACUGGACCGCAGCGGAGUGCAAUGUGGCCAUCAUAUGCGCCUGUCUUCCCUUCCUGCGACCGAUUGUCAGCUGCCUGUUCCCUAAGCUGCUGUCGACUCAGAGCUACAACCACUACACCCGGAAUCCAACCGCCACUGUUACCACUCGGUCCCGGGCCACGCGCAUGCAUCUGCCCUCACAAAAUGACGAUUUCGGCAUGUGCACGAUCGAUGUCGAGCAGGGCGAAAGGAGGCCCGACGAUGCCUUCAAGGGCAUCGAAGUGACCACGGAGAUGUACCAAGAAACCUCCAAGAACGACGAGUCCACCAGUCAACGAAGACUCGUCAUGGAAUCAUGA
Molecule: messenger RNA, 1098 nt
Organism: Aspergillus nomiae NRRL 13137
Lineage: Eukaryota; Fungi; Ascomycota; Eurotiomycetes; Eurotiales; Aspergillaceae
Product: PTH11-like integral membrane protein
Exons: 6
Coding region: 1-1098 (365 amino acids)
Source: RefSeq, a predicted model, not a curated record